This is a messenger RNA of Cladophialophora bantiana CBS 173.52, 1635 nucleotides long. RefSeq lists its product as uncharacterized. Gene Ontology annotation, cellular component: nucleus. The coding region runs from base 1 to 1635 and encodes 544 amino acids. The transcript has 3 exons. Lineage: Eukaryota; Fungi; Ascomycota; Eurotiomycetes; Chaetothyriales; Herpotrichiellaceae. The record is from RefSeq and is a predicted model, not a curated record. Gene Ontology annotation, molecular function: DNA binding.
AUGCCACCGGAGAACCAGGACUCGCAACACUCGGGCUACAGCCAGAAUGCCUGGAUGGGCGUCCCGAACGGCAUCCCGAACGGCUACUCCAGCCCUCAAACGACCAUCUCACCAAUGCAGGAGUUUCCGCAAUUCGACUACCACCACCACCACACCACGCCGAUACCAUUGGAACCGGCUUAUCCCAUACAACGACCGUCGCCAUUUGCAUCUUCGCACGCACCGAUGCCACCGCCAUUGGUGGUGCCUAACAACAUUUUGUGGCCAAGUAUGUUGGCUAGUCAACCUCAGGCAUCUUACCCGCCGCCAAUCUUGCCUGCUGGGCCACUCCAGACUCCUUUGUCGGCAGGCACAGGUUCUGAUGCAACACCAACCAGUGCCAAAACGAAUUCCUCGCGUCGCAAGUUGACUGACGAGGAACGUCGCCAAAUGUGCAUUGAGGCCGAGCAGAAUCCGAGCAUGAAGCAGACUCAGAUAGGAGCGAAAUUCAACGUGGAGAGGAGCACGGUAUCGAAGAUUCUGCGGCAGCGCGACAAAUACAUGAAUCCGCAGCCGAAAGAGGAGAGUGUCAGCCCGAGCAAGAAGUCCAAGGCCAAACUACCGGACUUUGAGAAGACCCUCACCAACUGGGUCCGGAAUCAACAAAAGAAAGGGCUGCCCAUCUCGGAUGAAGAUCUUCGGAAGCAAGCUCAGGUCUUCUCAUUCAGCAGGAGCGACCAAGCAGUAGUCUCAAGCGCGGACUGGCUUGAGAAGUUCAAACGUAAAAAUCAUCUCAUUGCACACAAGGGUGAUGCAGAUUCGACCUUGGUGGAUUCCAGCUCAACUUCACUGUCGCAAACGCCUCUUGACGGUUCACCCGCGUCGUCCAACGGUCUUGUAUCUCCUCCAAUGUCAGCGAUUGAGGAGCAUGCCGAAGAGCCCAUGAUUAAGAUGGAGAGCCACACGGAAUUUUUCGACUUUGGAGAUGGGAAACCGACGUUCGAAACUCAAACGGAACUUGAUCGUGAGCUGACAUCAGAAUCUAUCAUGUCACCUAUGUCGGUAGAAAUGGUGCGGAAUGACCAGGAUGGCAUGGCCAUGCUGGAAAGCGCGGAUGAUGCAUUGGGGGGAUCUAAUCGUCAAAGAAGCCAGACUUAUCCUCACGCCCCGAAUCUUGGCAAUGCCUCACGCCCCUCUUCAUCUGGGCAGAACCGACCUGCACUUCCUGUGCGCUCACUGACGACGACAACUGUAGCGGCGGCAGCAACAGGAGAGCCUCGACCUACCGCUAUCGACCCCCGGCAGAUGAUGAAACGGCACAAGAGCGUUCCAGACAUCCAUUACCCUGAACAGGUGCGUUUCUCAUCCAUGCAGCCUCCGCCAUUGCCACGGUCUGCAGACACUUCACCAAUUAGCAAUCCAGCCUCACCUGCCGAGGACGAUAUCAUUCGAGCUUUGCAUGCCACCAAAGCGUUGCUGGAACAGAACCCGACGGUAGCAGAACCGGACGAUUACUUGGCGAUUGGGAAAUUGAUACAAAAGAUCAAAGCUCUUCGACCAACUGCACCAGUACUGCCUGGAGGCAUGCACCCAAUCGAUAUCAUGGAUAGUCCUCGCAUUUCCAAAAAGAGGACCAUUCUGGGCAUCUCGACCUAG